GGAUAGUCGAUAGAGUCAGUCCAUGUUUUAUAGACGCUGUAGUGAUAGAAUUAAUUUUAUAAUGUUAUAUUGAUAAUUUUUAUAAUUGAAUAUUUUCAGUAGAGUUUUUUGUAUGAUCAAUUUAUAAAUUUUAAUGUCAAUACUAUUGCUUUAUAAGAAACUUAAGUUGAGUUUGUAAAUUAUUUGGAAGCCAAAUAUAACCUUAACAUGAUCAAAAUCAUAAGUACAUAUAUGUCCAUAUAAACAAGUAUGAAAGUAUCAAUUAGUUUUUAAAAUUCUUCACAAAUUAUGGAUCAAGAAAAAUUUUAAUUAGUAGUCAUACAAAAUGACGACUGUAAAAAAUAACGGGACCCCGGGCGAUAGUUUAGAAGAUUUAGGAAUACCUGGACAAUCUUUUCUUAGUGAUGCCUUAACUAGCUGUAACGAUCCUCUAAAAGCUAUAGAAGAAUUUCAGCUGGAAAAUGGAAUCCUCUUACCUUCUCUUAGACCUAUGUUACCAUUAUUAGAUCUUCAUGGUAUUCAAAGAUUUGAUUUUCAUGCUUCUGUAUUAGAAGAGCUAAGAGAACAGCUAAUAAAACGCAUUAAUGAAAUUGGAGCAGAAAGAAGUGAAAAAGGCUCGCAAUCUGUUGAUCGUAGACUGAAAGAGCUCUUAUCUAAAAGUUUUCCUGCUAUAAGAGUAGCUGCUUUGAGGCCAGUCGUCAUGUGCAUUUUGAGAAACACACCAGUCAUAGAUGAUAAAUACUUGAAAAUACUUGUAAGAGAAAAAGAGCUUUACAAUGAUGCUGAUACAGAAGUUAAAAGACAAAUAUGGAAAGACAAUCAGAGUUUGUUUGGGGAUGAAGUGUCUCCAUUAUUUAGUAGAUACAUUAUUGAAAAAGAACAAGUUCUUUUUGAUCAUCUUAACUUAACUAGUCCAUUCUUUAUGCCUUCUCCAAAAGUGAGAAGACAAGGAGAAGUUGUACAAAAAUUAGCCCAUAUGAUUGGGCAUAGUGUUAAGUUGUAUGAUAUGGUUCUCCAAUUUUUACGAACAUUAUUUUUGAGGACAAAAAAUGUUCAUUAUUGUACUUUAAGGGCUGAGCUCUUAAUGGCUUUGCAUGACUUGGAGGUUCAAGACAUUAUUUCUGUAGAUCCUUGUCACAAAUUUACAUGGUGUUUGGAUGCUUGCAUUCGAGAAAAAAAUGUUGACGUCAAGAGAUCUCGUGAACUUCAAGGCUUUUUAGAUAGUAUUAAGAGAGGACAAGAGCAAGUCUUGGGGGACUUAAGUAUGACAUUAUGUGAUCCGUAUGCGGUAAAUUUUUUAGCAAGUAGUGCAAUGAAGAUUGCAUUGCAUCUUAUUAAUGGAGAGUCGUUACCUCGUGAUAACGCUGUCUUGGUGUUAUUGCUACGAAUGUUGGCAUUGGGUCUGUCUGCGUGGACAAUGAUUGAUUCGCAAGAUUUUAAAGAGCCUAAGCUCGAUAGUCAGGUUGUGACUAAAUUUCUUCCAGCUCUAAUGUCUUUGAUGGUAGACGAUCAAAUUCGACAGUUGAAUCUCAAGCUUCCCCCGGAUGAGCGCGAAAGCGCAAUUGCAAUAAUCGAACACUCUGGUCCUCCACCAGAUGCAUGCCAAGCCUAUGCACAAUUAUCAGGUGUUGCCGCAGUUCUGUCUAUGUACUAUGCGUUACACGUUGGCGGUAUCGGUGCUGGUACCACUGUUCAAAACAAAUCACGCGGGGAUGCUCGCGGAUUAAUGCGCGUACUUACCACGUUACCUAAUUGCCAAGGACAGCGUGCUUAUGAAGAUCCAUUUCUACAUACCUUGGUUCUUUUACUUGUUUUAAACAUGGCUGACGAAUUUACAAAUGAAUCAUUUUGUACUGUGAUAUUUGAUGAAUUCUUCUUAGCAGGCAUGUCGAAAGAUAGUGUAACUAGGCACUUGUUAAAAUUAUUAUGGUGGGUGCAUCCAAAAUUACCUUCAGCUCGACUUCAUGCUCUUGUAAAAUCUCUAGAGCCUACGAGUCAGCACAAUGAAGCUGUUCAUAGUUUGUAUCAAGCUUUGAAAGACAAAAUUGGAAAUCGUACCAACGAAGAUUUAACAACCCCACCAAGUGAUGCAAUGGUAGAAGGUCCUACGUCUCCAAUGUCUAAUUCUACGAUGCUUGGAGCUGCCAAUCUUUGAGCUACACGACUUGAGGAUGUUGCCUUUCGCGGCUUUGUCGCACUUACGCAUUCUACUUUGAGUGACAGGAAAAAAUAUUGUACAACAAUUGUUAAAAGUACAAAACUAUCUUUAUAUUAAUAAAUAUUGAUUAAUUUA
This is a messenger RNA of Phymastichus coffea, 2293 nucleotides long. RefSeq names its product negative elongation factor B (gene NELF-B). Gene Ontology annotation, cellular component: nucleus; NELF complex. Gene Ontology annotation, biological process: negative regulation of transcription elongation by RNA polymerase II. The record is from RefSeq and is a predicted model, not a curated record. The coding region runs from base 326 to 2155 and encodes 609 amino acids. The transcript has 6 exons. Lineage: Eukaryota; Metazoa; Arthropoda; Insecta; Hymenoptera; Eulophidae.